ACGUACAACUUACCUAUAAACAAGAAUGUUCCUGUUGAAAAUAAUGAAUUCAGAUUGUUUAAGUUUGGUCAAGCGGUUGUAGAAAAUUUGGUUUACGGUAAUCCAUUGAAAAAAUUAGGGGAAUUAUUUUAUAGCGAGCCAUUUAAACAGCCAAAAAAAUAUGCAAAGAGUUUAUGGCAAGAAGCAAGUCAUAAUCCCUUGAAAUAUGUGGAAAUGAUGUUACCCAUUUGCUAUAGAAAUCAUAUACCAGCAGAAUAUUUCAAAGCGAUGCAAAAUUCCAGAAAAUAUUUUGUCGAGAAUUCAAAAGAUGGUUUAAUAAGUUAA
Messenger RNA from Acaulospora morrowiae, 324 nucleotides. Lineage: Eukaryota; Fungi; Glomeromycota; Glomeromycetes; Diversisporales; Acaulosporaceae. The record is from the annotation of a GenBank genome assembly.